This is a messenger RNA of Staurois parvus, 320 nucleotides long. Lineage: Eukaryota; Metazoa; Chordata; Amphibia; Anura; Ranidae. The record is from the annotation of a GenBank genome assembly.
GAUCAACAGGGAAAGCUGAUAGGGGAGAGACCUGUGUGUAAACAACACAGGUCUCUCUCCUGUCAGCAUGGACAUGCUGUUUUGUAUCUCUCUGCAAAGCUUAGCCAUGCAAAGCAGUGUGCUUACAGUGAAGCACACACACAGCACAAAGUUAACCCUUUGAUCGCCCCACAUGUUAACCCCUUCCUGCCCAGUGCCAUUAGUACAGUGUUUUUUAUUAGCACUGAUCACUGUAUUGGUGCCACUGGGGAUGUCAGUGACACCAAGUCAGUUCCCCCCAGUGUCAGAAUGCCCGCCGCAGUGCCGCUAUAAGUCACUGA